Molecule: messenger RNA, 1310 nt
Organism: Venturia canescens
Lineage: Eukaryota; Metazoa; Arthropoda; Insecta; Hymenoptera; Ichneumonidae
Product: odorant receptor 4-like
Exons: 8
Coding region: 42-1310 (422 amino acids)
Biological process (GO): sensory perception of smell; detection of chemical stimulus involved in sensory perception of smell
Cellular component (GO): plasma membrane
Molecular function (GO): odorant binding; olfactory receptor activity
Source: RefSeq, a predicted model, not a curated record
AGUGCAAUAGAUAAUAAAGAUAUAAAAAAUCACAACUGACAAUGUCUACGAAGGUGGUGAGCUUGAGACUCGAUCAGAAUUAUUUGACUUGGUACUUUCAACUACUGACAAUUUUUGGAAUGUGGAAUCCUUGGAAAGAGGAUAACGUGGAAAAACGUUUGUACACGUGGUACGCUGUUGGUUUGUUCUGCUUUGCCGGUGUCCCACCGAGUCUCGGUGAAAUAAUUCACGCUUGGAAAAGCAGAAACGUCGUUAUGUUCACCCAACAUUUUACCUUGGUCACAGCCAUGCUCAGUACCAUGGUAAAAAUCGUCAACUUGUGGCGUCGGAGGCCUGAUCUCGAGACCGUUGCCAAUCUCCUUAAUUGGGAAAGACGCCAAGUCUGCAAUCGAAAAUUUGCGAUUUAUCGCGAUCGAGUCAUCAUUUCGACCAUACGAGCUUGUAAGCUUUUUGGAUGGGCGUUCAUCAUCAUGGUUAUUUGGUACUGCUGCUUCAGCUAUGGAAAAGUUGUUGUUUAUAGUAGAGGAGACGCGAAUCAGAUUUCCACGAGUCCUCUGUGGGUUUUUAAUGCAAAUGGUACUCCGUCGUAUUGGCUCAUGUUCGUAACUGACAAAAUAACUAUUUCCUAUUUGGCUGGCUGCACAGCUUUUCACGAUAUUUUUUUCACCGUCUUUCUCAUACACGUCGGUGCACAGUUGGAUCUUCUGAAACAACGUUUGGAAUGGUGUCGGGACGACGUUCGUGACACUAACGGAUUUAAUUUUAUCUCCAAUGACUUCGCGCUGUAUGACCUCAAACUCGAAUGUGUUUGUCGUUCGAUUUCGGAAGAAUCGUCUUUAGAUCCAAUCGUCGAAUUGUAUACGUGCAUUCAACAUCAUCAAAUUAUUCUCAGAUACGCAAAUCUCCUCCAAAGUAUAUUCAACAAUACAUUGUUGCUGCAGUUUGGUACGAGUUUGUUAAUUAUUUCGAUGGCUGGUUUUCAAAUAUUAGGGAAACAAGAAUUGAGUACGAACGAGUUGAUCGACACGAUGAACUUUUUAAUGUGCGCCCUCUUCCAACUUUUCCUCUACUGCUGGUUCGGCACAAUCAUUAUUUCAAAGAGUGAGACUAUUAGCUUGUCCGCUUACUACUCGAAAUGGUACGACACUGAUAUUCGCUUCAAGAAAACACUCAACAUUCUUCUUUUUCGAGGCCAAGUACCCAUCAAAUUCAGAGCUGGUUACAUAUGCGAACUAUCCUCGCAAACUUUCAUGCAAAUCAUAAGCAAAUGUUAUUCGUCAAUGGCACUUUUACAGCAAGUUAACGAUUAA